Staurois parvus is the source of this 449-nucleotide messenger RNA. NCBI's taxonomy places the organism in Eukaryota, Metazoa, Chordata, Amphibia, Anura, Ranidae. The record is from the annotation of a GenBank genome assembly.
GAAUCGUUACUUAGGGACACAGAAUCGUUACUUAGGGACACAGAAUCGUUACUCAGGGACACAGAAUUGUUACUCAGGGACACAGAAUUGUUACUGAGGGACACAGAAUUGUUACUGAGGGACACAGAAUUGUUACUGAGGGACACAGAAUUGUUACUCAGGGACACAGAAUUGUUACUCAGGGACACAGAAUUGUUACUCAGGGAAAGACACAGAAUUGUUACUGAGGGACACAGAAUUGUUACUGAGGGACACAGAAUUGUUACUCAGGGACAGACACAGAAUUGUUACUGAGGGACACAGAAUUGUUACUGAGGGACACAGAAUUGUUACUCAGGGGCACAGAAUUGUUACUCAGGGACACAGAAUUGUUACUCAGGGACAGACACAGAAUUGUUACUGAGGUACACAGAAUUGUUACUGAGGGACACAGAAUUGUUACUGAGGGA